AUGUCGCACUUAUUGAAGUAUAAGGAGGGCUGCAAAGCUCAGAACAUUGAUAUGGCUACAAGGGUCGCUGAAAAGCUUGACAAGGAGAUGGGGGUCGUUCAAGAAGACAAGGGCACCGAUAAGCAGCAAUCUAUAGCACAGUUCACAAAGCCUCAGUACUCCAUGGCUGAUUGUCUCAAGGCUGCUCUCGACUGCCUCAUUGCUUUAAACUUGCCUAUCACGACUGUGGACCGCCCAGACUUUCGCCGUCUCAUGCUAGUCUGCGGCAACGGCCAACUUCAAGAUGGGGACAUCUACCCCCAGACCAGGGCAACUUCAAUGAUUGAAGACUGUGCAGACAUAGCGAUCCAAGAACUCAAGGCGCUUUUGAAGAAUGCACACGCCAAGAAAUCCAUAACCUGGGACCUUUGGACCAGCGCCGAUUGUACAUCCUUUGUGGCUGUCACCGUCCACUGGGUGACCAACAAGUUCAAGAUCACAUCUGAUCUGUUGGAGUUCAAGGAGGUGAAAUCAGCUCACACUGGCAGCAACCUUGCCGAGCUUCUGUAUCAACUUGUGAAGGAGUAUGACAUCGCCAAGAGCGUUGAGCGCAUGGAUGUGGGCAAGCUCUUGGCCAAAAUACGUCAGCUCAUUGUCAAGGUCCGAGGCAGUCCCAAUGCUGGGCAAUACUUCCAAAAAUGCUGUGUGGAAGCCAACACUCGUCAGCUUGUUCUCCUGCCCUUUUGUAAGACAAGGUGGGGCUCAAUGUGUACUGUGAUUGAAAGGGUGCUGGUGCUCAGACCCGCCAUAAACCAGUUCACCAGCACCUCAGACACGGCUUGCAACGUUCCGAAGGCAGGGCCCAAACGCCAGAUGUAUUGUGACUUCACAAUAUCUGAUUGCGAGUACCAGGUGCUCGGGAUGUUGAGGAAGGUCAUGAGACCUGGCGUCGACAUCCAGCAGAUCUUUGGCGCUCAAGAUCAUCCAAGUAUUGGGCUUGUGAUGAUUGAACUGAGCAAACUGCUCAAGACGUGGGAGCAGAUGUCAGAGUCGUUCAACAACUCUAUCAUCCAACCUGCCAUUCAAGCAGGCAUUGAUAGCAUCAAGAAGUAUUACAAGAAUGCUAUCAUUGCGGGUGUACCAGUCUUCGCGCUUUGUAAGUCCCAAGGCAAAGGAUACAUGCUGACUGUCCUCUUCUUGUCUAUUCAGUCCUACACAUUGCUUUUAAGGACAUCUAGUCCAUGGUUCAUCUCGGUGAUGAAACGCACGAGGAGUUGCUUGAGGCUUUCAAAGAAGAGGUACGGUGGACCAGGUCGCUCGAGAGUUGAGACUGUACAGUGGCAGAGGCUGACAACCAAACAACAGUUUUGCCGCUAUCGAAAGAUCUACACCACCACUUCUACCACGUCUUCCCCCGCCUUGCCUACCAUCGACAUGGAUCUUCCUGCCAUGAGUGCCUCCGAGAUGAAGAUGCACAAGAUGAAGAUGGAGAGGAAGAGGAGGGCGGAAGAGUUGGCGCGAUUGGAAGCUGGAGAUCCCGAGCUUACCAAACUCACUGACUACUUCAAGACUCUUGAGGAAGAACCGGUGGUUCUGAAGGGUGUCAACAGACACCAAUUUGUCUCUGAGUGGACCUUGACAUGGUGGUAUAAAAAGCAGAUGAUAUACCCGGUGCUCUCCAAGAUGGCUCGUGACAUCUGGGGUGUGCAAGCCUCUUUGGUGCCUUGCGAGCGGAUGUUCUCUCAGGCUGGCUUGGCAGAUACCAAGAGGCGCCAGUCCAUGACCCUCAAGCAUUUUGGUCAACUACAGCGCCUCCAGGCCCAUGCCAAGGUAGUCAAAGAGGUCGCCACCAAGCGUAGUGCCUAG
Cryptococcus amylolentus CBS 6039 is the source of this 1845-nucleotide messenger RNA. RefSeq lists its product as hypothetical. The record is from RefSeq and is a predicted model, not a curated record. NCBI's taxonomy places the organism in Eukaryota, Fungi, Basidiomycota, Tremellomycetes, Tremellales, Cryptococcaceae. The coding region runs from base 1 to 1845 and encodes 614 amino acids. Gene Ontology annotation, molecular function: protein dimerization activity. The transcript is spliced from 9 exons.